This is a messenger RNA of Exaiptasia diaphana, 1667 nucleotides long. RefSeq lists its product as uncharacterized. NCBI's taxonomy places the organism in Eukaryota, Metazoa, Cnidaria, Anthozoa, Actiniaria, Aiptasiidae. The transcript has a single exon. The record is from RefSeq and is a predicted model, not a curated record. Bases 394 to 1233 code for a protein of 279 amino acids.
GACAACCUUGUUGGUAGUGAUAACGCAAACAUUCGCGCAAACAAGGCUAAGAGCGAGUGUUUGCUGGAUGCACGAAAUGCYGAAAAAAUGCAUUUCACGACAGGUCUCCGUGUUAAACGAAAACUGUCUUAGUUUUUUUUACACUUGAAAGUUGUUAAAAGCAUUGGUUUUCUUUUUAAAACUUUAAUUUGCAAACUUUGGGAAUUCUCUGGGGAAUUCAAGUCAUCAUAUUGUAGGGCCGUAUUAAAUACUUUCUUGGCGUGUCUUGGCGUGUGAUAGCUGUGGAGAUUACAGAGGUCCAAGACUGCAAUAAAGAUGAUUUCUGACUUAACUUGGAGUUAAUGCUCCUGGGGCAUCGAACGUUCGAAAAGCUCUUCUAUUUUGUGAUUGGAAAUGAGCCUACAAGGUCACAAUGAGCAGAUUUCUGCYAAACAGAAAAACCGUCACAAUGAUCACAUUUCUGCCAAACAAAAAAACACUCURAUGCAGAAGAACCUCAAAGUGUAUCGAGAACAAGUUAUAAAACAAGAGGUUAUUGACUUGGAACGAGUUCGAACCGAAAGAAAACUCAACCUAGAGGCGAAAAGUUUGAUGCAAUAUCUGAARUUUCCGACUGURGAUGAUAGGAAACAAUUSAGAUCCGAGUCACAGCCAUCAUCACCCAAGUUAUUAAGCAAAACUCAAAGGAGCUUCAGUACACCGCCAUCGCCCAUUCCAAGAAGAGGGUCAUUACCAAACGUAACCGAUUUAACAAUAAAAAACAAGCAGAACGAGACAGURAUUUCGCCACCAUCACCACUGCUGUCCAGGAAAAACCAUUUCCAUUUUGSUAAAGAUGCACAAUUAUCAUUUACACAAGSUACGUCACCUSCGAGACGCGGCUCAAUGAACGAUAUCAUAGUYCCACUAUCAAUACAUCCAYCGUCGACUUCACCAAGRAGAGGCUCUAUGGGUGAACUCCCAUCAAGCCUUUUACAACGACGAAGAAGUAAUGUACCUCCCCUUUCACCACUGUGCGAUAAGCCUUUAAGUGCGUUCACGAAGUCUUUGUCAAAACGAAUACAAUUGAGACGAACUAAAAGUGGAWCCAGCGUGUCACCGCCAGAGUCACCGAGGAUAGGUUCUCUUGAAGAGCAAUUCAAGUCAUUGGAAUCGUGUCGUUAUCUGAGACGCCGAGGAUCACUAGACGUUGAUGWUUUUGAUACCCAACAAAAUGAUGUGAACGAAGAUUAAACUCUGUGAAGAAUUAUUGAUAUAAAAGGUGCAAAAAUUAUCGCUUGCAAACAGCACAAUUUUCAUGGAUAUAGGAUUAGUAUUUUGUACUUAAUGUACUCGUGAAACAAUAGAAAACAAAGGGGUUUUGUACAACCAAUUGAACAUCAGUCAAAGCCCAUGUAACCUGCAUUUCAUUAGUAGGUCCUAAGAAAUUAACCAGUCAUUAAUAUUUGUCAUUGCAGUUUUUAAUGGUAACACUUAAAAUAAUUUGGAUAUAAUGAUUUUACUUAUCUGUUAAURAAAUCAUCAAUUUCUAGGCCGAUGAUAUAGUUAAUCAAUUAUUUUCAAAAAAAUAAUACUAGAAUUAUAUAACGGAAAAAUACACUUGUCGACAGCGAAUUUGAACAGAGUAAACUGAGUAAAACAGCAAAAAAAAAAAAAGACGCGCGCCA